This is a messenger RNA of Pelagomonas calceolata, 2282 nucleotides long. NCBI's taxonomy places the organism in Eukaryota, Pelagophyceae, Pelagomonadales, Pelagomonadaceae. The record is from the annotation of a GenBank genome assembly.
UUUGAGCGCUGUGGUAUUUUUGUUGUGUCGCUUGUACGGCGUCCACGGGCCGCGGUUCGCGCCGCGCUGCUGGCUGCAGUGCAGGGAUACGGUGAGGUCACUGCUGAAGACGCGCAGCAGUCAAACGUAGUCCGAGGCUCGUGUAUGAGCUCAGGUCAAUUCAAUUCAUCUCUGAACUGAUUUUUGAGUGCGGGUGCAGUUUAAAUUUCAGCUGUACGAAAUCGACCACAGACGCCACGAAGAGAGUCGUCGGCCCAACAUAGCCGCUGAUAGGGCUCCUGCGGCAGAGCCCGCACCUCCAGAGGAGCGCCUGCAGGCUGCCCGGCUUGGCAGGACGCCGGCUGCCCAGACGCCAUCGCCGCGACGCCUCGGCGUUCCGACCAUACCAUCACUGCGGCAGCAGGCCAGCGGCAUAUAUCAUGUCUCGCGAGGGCAGCCCAACACGAGAUGUAGUGGAGGGCGGCCGCGCGACGACCCCAUCCUCAGGCCUGCGGGGCUCCAUGGACAGCCUCUUCUCGAAGGCGUCUUCUUCAAUUCAGAGCGCGGCGCAGUCGGCCGCGCAAGCCGUCCAGGACACCGCGCAAAGCGUGGCCCGGAGCCCGGCGCGGCGGCGCCCGACACGAGAGGAAAACGCGACGAAGACCCCGCCGCCCUUCUUCAAGACGGCAGCCGCAGCUAGGAGAGCCGGCGUCUUUCCGUCCCAACCGAACAAUGCGAGAACCGUGAACUCGAAGGAGUUCUGGGAGGAGCCUUAUGAUUAUACGAAGGGCGCCAAGUUUAUUGGUCCUGCCAUAAAUGACGGCGGUGCCAAACCCGAACGCAAGGACCAGAGAGGCUUGUAUGUCAGGGUGAGGCUGAAGGGCGGCGAGCCCCCUGCGGAUGGCUUCACGAGUCCGCCACCGCCUCCAGUGCCCACCGAGGUGAAUAAGGAGGGCAAGCAAGUGCCCCGGACGAAGUUUUCGAAGGAGGAGUGGGAUUUAUCGCAACAAGAGUUGGAUGAGCGGCUCGAAGCGAUGGGCUUCGAACCCACUUAUCACGCUCGUAUAAGGAAAGCUCAGCGGGAAGAAGCGAAGCAUACCAAAUGGGAGGUGGACCAUGGGCCUCGACAGGCGCAGUGGGCCGACUACCUGCGGGAGCACCCGAAUCCUUUCAAAGAUAGGCCUGACUUGUUCCCGACGCAUCUCGGGCGGCCGCGGCAUGAUCCUCUCGGUGGGGAGCCGUCCAUGUUCGAGCAUUUGUUCAAGAACAAGGAUGGUACUGAUAAGCGGCCGUUCACGAUCGUUCAUGAAGACGAAUUUCAACGAAUCGUGGAGCAGAACGCGCGUGAGGAAGAAAACUGGGAGCCCAAGGAGCCGGAACCGGGCUGGGAGGUCACGGAGCAUCCCUCCGUGGCCGAGGAGGCUAGGAUCGCCGCGGAGGACGCGCAAGCGGCUCUCGAAGGCCGAAAACUGGACUUCGGCAACAACCCGUGUGGAAAUCUUCGCGUCGACCUCCACGCCAUCGACGCGACGCCUGCUCGAUGGCGUGACGAUGCCGGUUCCUCACCGUUCGAUGGGGCCAGCACGGCCGCGUCGUCGCCGAGAAAUGACUUAGUGAAGAAUCAUCGGCAUCCGACUCACUGGUUGAUUUACGCACAGGCAACGACUUCGGGAAACCAGGCAAGGUCUACCCCAAGUUCAAGUGGCCCUCGGAGGAACUCUACCCCGACCAAGCGCCGAGUGGUGAGGAUAUCGACGCCUCGUCCGACGUCGACGCCUCGUCCGACGUCGACGCCGCGUCUGAUGACGAGGACGACGCGCCGGGCCCCAUCGAAGACUGGUUAAAUGAAAAUGUACCUGCGGUGAUGGAGGCCGCGCGGAAGAAUGGUGGCGACCCGGAACGACUGAAGGAGAUCCAUAUCCUAUACAAAAAAAUGAUGGUGGCGCACUGGGAGGUGUUUGCCAAUGACCUCGGGCCGCGGCGCGAUCGCUUCGUGCGGGCGUGGCCUGGUAGAAACCAGGAGCAGAUGUGGCAGGUCGUCUGGGACCUAUUUUGUGGCGUCCACGAGAUCGAGCGGUUCGUGAAGAUCUGUCGCGAGUACGCGAUGCAGGAGACGGACGAUGAAUACGCCAAAAGGACGGCCAAGGGCGAGAUGCACUGGUCGCACCCCAUGUGGAAGCCGCCCUCCGAGCGGCGGCGGAACGCGAUCGCGUUCGUGCCCGGCGAGGAUGGCGAGGCGCCGCCGUCGACGGCGCGGUCGGACUCGACGGCGAGCGUGGAUAACUGGUAGUAUUGUGUUACUG